Messenger RNA from Cuculus canorus (common cuckoo), 4055 nucleotides. It is a transcript of the gene LSS, whose product is annotated as lanosterol synthase. Gene Ontology annotation, cellular component: lipid droplet. The record is from RefSeq and is a predicted model, not a curated record. The transcript is spliced from 22 exons. The coding region runs from base 69 to 2342 and encodes 757 amino acids. Gene Ontology annotation, biological process: cholesterol biosynthetic process; triterpenoid biosynthetic process. Gene Ontology annotation, molecular function: lanosterol synthase activity. NCBI's taxonomy places the organism in Eukaryota, Metazoa, Chordata, Aves, Cuculiformes, Cuculidae.
UCGGGCCAGGGCUGGGCAGACCCGAACCCGCGCGCGCCGCCGCCGCCAGGAGUGGUGUGCGGGCGGCGAUGGCGGCGGACGGCGGGGCUGCGAGGCGGCGCGGCGGCCCGCGGCGCUCGGCGGCGGCCACGGCGCUGCCCGCGUGGCGCCUGCGGUGCGAGGGCGGGCGGCAGCGCUGGCACUACCUGGGAGGUGGCGAGGAGGAGGAGGAAAGAGGCGAUCGGCGGGCGCAGACGGCGCUGGAGCGGCACAGCCUGGGCCUGGGCACGGACGAGGCAUUGCCGGCCGCACCCGGGCCCGGCUCCGCGGGGGCCGCCGCCCGCCGGGGCAUGCGGUUCUACGCCGCGCUGCAGGCCGAGGACGGGCACUGGGCUGGCGACUACGGCGGGCCGCUCUUCCUCCUGCCAGGUCUCCUCAUCGUGUGCCACGUUGCCAAGAUCCAGCUGCCCGAGGGGUUUCGGGAAGAGAUGGUGCGGUACCUGCGCUCUGUGCAGCUCCCGGACGGAGGCUGGGGCUUGCAUGUGGAAGACAAAUCAACGGUGUUUGGCACAGCACUGAACUACAUAGCCCUGAGAAUCCUGGGGCUUGGACCAGAUGACCCUGAUGUUGUGCGGGCCCGUGUCAACCUGCACAGCAAAGGAGGUGCUGUGGGAAUCCCUUCCUGGGGGAAGUUUUGGCUGUCUGUCUUGAAUGUUUACAGCUGGGAAGGAAUGAACACACUUCUCCCAGAGAUGUGGCUGCUUCCUACAUGGUUCCCAGCCCACCCAUCACGGCUCUGGUGUCACUGCCGCCAGGUUUACCUCCCCAUGAGCUACUGCUACGCCAAACGUCUAUCAGCAGAAGAGGAUGAGCUCAUACAGAGCUUGAGGCAGGAGCUGUAUGUGCAAGACUAUGCUAGCAUAGACUGGCCAGCCCAGAGGAACAACGUGGCUGCCUGUGAUGUGUAUACCCCGCACAGCUGGCUGCUGGGAGUUGCCUAUGCCAUCAUGAAUGUGUAUGAAGCCCACCACAGCACCUACCUGCGGCAGCGAGCCAUUACGGAGCUGUACGACCACAUCAAAGCUGAUGAUAGAUUCACCAAGUGCAUCAGCAUAGGGCCGAUUUCCAAGAUGAUCAACAUGCUGGUUCGCUGGUUCGUGGAUGGGAAGGACUCCCCAGCUUUUCAGGAGCAUGUUUCCAGGAUCCCUGACUAUCUCUGGCUGGGCCUUGAUGGCAUGAAGAUGCAGGGCACAAAUGGAUCCCAGCUCUGGGAUACCGCUUUUGCCAUACAAGCCUUCUUGGAGGCAGAAGCCCAAAAGAUGCCUGAAUUUACAUCCUGCCUCCAAAAUGCCUAUGAGUUUCUCCAGUUCACUCAGAUCCCAGAGAACCCACCUGACUACCAGAAGUAUUAUCGCCAUAUGAACAAGGGCGGCUUCCCAUUCAGUACCCGAGACUGUGGCUGGAUUGUGGCAGACUGCACGGCAGAGGGAUUGAAGGCAAUUAUGCUCCUGCAGGAGAAGUGCCCCUCCAUAGCCAAACUUUUUGCUUCAGAGCGCCUAUUCGAUGCUGUGAAUGUGUUGCUGAGCAUGAGGAACUCGGAUGGAGGCUUUGCAACGUAUGAAACCAAGCGAGGAGGCCACUUACUGGAGCUGCUGAACCCCUCGGAGGUGUUUGGUGACAUCAUGAUCGACUACACCUAUGUGGAGUGCACAUCGGCUGUCAUGCAGGCACUGAGACACUUCCAUGACAAGUUCCCUGAGCACAGAGCCCCAGAGAUCAGAGAGACUUUGCAGAAGGGCCUGGACUUUUGUCGCAAGAAGCAGCGAGCUGACGGGUCGUGGGAAGGGAGCUGGGGAGUUUGUUUCACCUAUGGCACCUGGUUUGGUCUGGAGGCGUUCGCCAGUAUGCAGCACACAUACUGUGAUGGGGCUGCAUGCAGAGAGGUGGCCCAGGCCUGCCAGUUCCUCCUCUCCAAGCAGAUGGCAGAUGGUGGGUGGGGAGAGGACUUCGAGUCAUGCGAGCAGCGUGUGUAUGUGCAGAGUGCCAUGUCGCAGAUCCACAACACUUGUUGGGCCCUGCUGGGGCUCAUGGCUGUCAGGUAUCCUGACAUCAGUGUGCUGGAAAGGGGCAUCAAAGUGUUGAUUGAUAAACAGCUGCCCAAUGGGGACUGGCCUCAGGAGAAUAUUGCUGGGGUAUUCAACAAGUCGUGUGCCAUCAGUUACACUGCAUACCGCAAUGUCUUCCCCAUCUGGACGCUAGGGCGUUUCUGCCGGCUGCAUCCCAACAGCCCUCUUGCUGGGCAACUGCAAUCUGGAUCCUUGGCCUCGGCAGGGAAGACCAUGACAGAUGCUUUGUCUGCCUGAACCUGGGCCAUUGCAUAUGCUAUGUUCUCUGACUCAUCUUAGAUACUGGCUCCUCCAUGGGGCCAUGGAGGUUUCCUCUGUAGGAUAUCUCAGUGCUGAUCUUAACAGUUGGACCACUUCCUCUGCCAGGGAGGAGUGCUGCCGUGGUACUGCAGAGCCUCUGUUUACUGUUGAACCUCUUCUAAAAUUCCACUUUUGAAAGUUUUUGCCAGGUAUAUCCUCCUUCACAGCACGGUGAUUGAAGUGCCUUUUCAGAUCAGUUUGGUGAUCUGAGAAGAUAAAGCUGCAUUGUAUUGUACAUCUAGACGGACUCUCAUGGGUAGAGUAAGGCUGCCUUUGUCUUCCCCUUGUACUGUCCAGGUUGGCUGUCUACAGCCAGAAUGUGGGAUUUGGGGCCUCCACUGUGACAAGCAUCAUGACAGCUUGCACUGCACAAGCUCUGCUGAGCUGGCCUUUGUGUUGUGUGUGCCAACAACUUCCUUUGAAGUGCUCUCUGCUCUGGAGCCUGUGCUGGGAGGGGAGGGGUACCUGUCCUCCCCCAGGCACAUGGGAAAGAGGAGUGCUUCACAUGGUUUUCUUACUGUUCUGUCCCCCAUCUGGUGGCACUUGGCUUCCCAGAGCCUCACAGGUGAAAUCACUUCCACUCUGAAAAAGGGGAAACUGAAGCAGAAAGCACUGAGGUGGUGAGUGUUAGGGCACAGCCUGGGUGCCUGGGCUCCAACUUUCCCCCGGCACACCAGGUGCCUCUUUCAGGUUAUGGUGCAGUUAAGCAUUCACAUUUUGUCAGACAGGUUAAUAAAUUGCUAAUGGUGUUGUGAGUGGUACUUAACUGCGUGUUGGUCUCUAUAUGGUCUGCUCCAGUGUGUGUCUCAAGUGGAGGUGAGCUAGCGCAGCAGUAUCCUGUAACCUGGCUUUGGUCACCUGUCCACAGCAGUAUCAGUAACAUCUCCACCAAAAAGCAAGACAUGUUUGGAGUCUGUGCCUGCUUCACCCCUGGAAAAUACAAUCAAGGAAGCAGCUGUCUGAAGGGGAAUGAUCACUUCCCUUCACCUGCUGCUCACACUCAUGCGAAUAAGCCCAGUGUGCUGUUGGCUGCACUCUCUUGGACUUCUUGCCCACCAGGACCCCAGUCAAUUUUUGUAAAGCUAUUCCCCAGCCAACUGCCCAGCCAGCUGACUGGCUUGUGUUGCUACAUGGGGUUAUUCCAUCCUAGGGGCAAAAUACUAUUUGCCAGCAUCUAAUUUCCUAGAAGAACCAUGGAAUCGUAGACCUUCCUGUUCAACCCAUUUCUCCAACUUCUGUGAAGUGGCUCUACUCUGUACCAUAUUCUUCACUUGCCCAGACUGGUAGAGUCUGCAGGUUUGCUGAGUGUGCACUCCAUCCUCUUGCCCAGGUUGUUGGCCUAAUACAAAGCUUAUUUUGAAAGGAAGCAUGGUUAUGGUAUGUGUAUUACAUGAUUUUUGUUGUUUCUUUUUGCUAGUAUUUAUACAGAAAAUCUGAACAAAACUAAGAACUCCUAGGUACCCCAGAGCUUGGAAGGAGUCUUCAGGUGCUGUGCCAGUAGUGUAUUUUCUAAUAUAUUCAUUUUAUUGCUGAAAAACGAUAGAUUAGUAUAGCCACAAACCCUCAUGAAAAUGUAAAUGAUACAUAAAAGCUGCUUAGCUAAGCUGAAAUAGCAUAUUUGGAGGUUUAUAAGUGUAUGUUUUCUGUACU